Cheilinus undulatus (humphead wrasse) is the source of this 738-nucleotide messenger RNA. Its product is annotated as putative C-type lectin domain family 20 member A. The transcript is spliced from 3 exons. Lineage: Eukaryota; Metazoa; Chordata; Actinopteri; Labriformes; Labridae. The record is from RefSeq and is a predicted model, not a curated record. Bases 1 to 738 code for a protein of 245 amino acids.
AUGCAGGGGACUCUGUCUCUGAUCAUCCUGAUGGGUCAGUGUUUCUUUGCCACUUGUCACCUCUAUGAGUACCACUUUAUUAAUGAGUCAAGGUCCUGGGAUGAAGCUCAGAAGUACUGCAGAGAGAACUACACAGACCUGGCCACAGUUUCUAACAGGACAGACCUGGACAGACUCUCUGAGCUUGAAGCUCAAACAGACGCCUGGAUCGGGCUUUACCGGAAGUACCACUGGUCUUCAGCAGAGGUUGAGAUGAAGCAUAUUAACACAUCCAUGUGGAACAGUGAUGAACCAAAUGAUUCUGGAAACUGUGUGUGGAUUAAAGAGGCUCAACAGGAUCAUAUAUUGGGUGAUGACUAUUGCCAAACAGAGCAUCCAUUUAUCUGUGUUAAUGAUGAAGUGGUCCUGGUCAAACAAAAUAAGACCUGGGAGGAGGCCUUAUACUACUGCAGAGACCACUUCAAUGACCUGGCCUCCAUCACAAACCUUCACCAGCAGAGAUGGGUCCAAGCCAGAGCUAAGAAAGCCUCCACCUCCCAUGUUUGGCUGGGACUGCGCUACACCUGCACUCUGGAUUUCUGGUUCUGGGUCAGUGACGAGGUGGUCAGCUAUGAGAACUGGGCCCUAGGUCAAAAGAUGGAUGACUGCGACAUGUCUGGAGCCAUGGAAAAAGGAGGAGAUAAGUGGUUCAAAAAGCAAGAUGAUGAAAAGUUUAACUUUAUCUGCUCCAAGGCUUAG